AUGGACAGCGCUCGGGUGCAGAGCUCUGUGCGCCCAGCAGGCGGCGGUGCGGAGCUGGGGAGGAGUGCCCUUCUCAGCCUUUCCGCGGCUCCCGGGACCCACUCCUGGAUCCCAGCUCCGCGCGGUGCUGCCCAAUGCAGCGCUCAGGAUUCGAAGUUCUCCCUCAUCUUUACUCUGGCAUCCUUUGCAAACAACUUCGUGACAUUCCCCACCGGCUACAUCUUUGAUCGCCUUGGAACCACCGUAGCCCGACUCAUUGCCAUAUUUCUCUACACUGGGGCCACCCUUCUUGUAGCUAUCUCCUCUGCAGGUACGGCACCAAUGCUCUUUGCUGCCUUCCCGAUGCUUGCUGUUGGAGGCAUCCUGUUUCUGCUUACCAAUUUGCAGGUGGGGAACCUAUUUGGGAAACAUCGAUCCACCAUCAUCACCCUCUACAAUGGGGCGUUUGAUUCCUCCUCUGCGAUCUUUCUCAUCAUUAAGCUCCUCUAUGAGCGGGGCCUGCCACUCCGAGUGUCCUUCUUCAUCCUCUGUGCCUUCAGCAUCUUUCAUCUCUUCCGGACUUUCUUCCUCAUGCCCAGGGGCCACAUACCCUAUCCAGUGCCAUCCAACUACACUUACGGCAUCAGCUGUUCAAUGGGAGCUAAUGGGUCCCAAGGAACAAAAGGCGAAAGAGUCAGGAAGGAAGAGGAGGAACUGAGGCAGGAGGCCAAUAGUUCUUCCCCAGCUCUUCAAGAGACAGCCGGGGCUGAACAGAAUGGUCCUCUCUCUUUCCGGAGCUGUAUUCUCUCCUGGAGAUUCUUUUGGCACCUGGUCUGGAUGUCUGUGAUGCAGCUGUGGCACUACCUCUUCAUUGGGACCCUCAACCCCAUGCUGAACCAUCUGUCCAACGGGAACCAGGAUCAAGUCAGCUCCUUUACAAAUGCCUUUGCCAUCACUCAGCUCUUUGGGGUGCUGUGUGCCCCCUGGAAUGGAUUCAUGUUGGAUCGCCUUAAGAAAAAAUACCAGCAGGAGGCGAGAAGAAAAGGUUUUCCAGAAUCCAUGGCAGAUCUUCACUGUACCUUCCCAUCCUUGGCUCUGACAUCUCUGUUGUGCCUUGCCUUCUCCAUCUGUGCCUCCAUUCCCAUCCUCAAGCUCCAGUAUUUCACCUUCAUCCUACAAGUUAUUAGUCGGUCUUUCCUGUUUGGAGGGAAUGCUGCCUUCAUCACUUUGGCCUUUCCUUCCCAGCAUUUUGGGAAGAUCUACGGGACAGUGAUGAUGUUGUCAGCAGUAGUCACAAUUCUACAGUUCCCCAUCUUCAUCCUCAUCAAAGGGCCACUCCAGGGGAACCCUCUCUAUGUAAAUAUUGUGCUGAUAUUGUUCACUCUUCUCUCCUUUGUCCAUCCCUUCUUGGUAUCGAGAGUGUGGUAUCGCCAGGGAAAACAUGUCUAAUUGUUUUAUGUCUCAAUGCUCCCCCUCCUUCCAGCUCAGGGCUUUAUGGUAGUGUAGCUUGCUGCCUUUCCUCAUCCCUUCCUCUAAGUGUGCUAUUGAACCUCCUUACAAGUGGGUGGGAGGAACGGGAAGGGAUGUGCCUAGGAAGGCAUUUCCUCUAAACUGAGGUCAUUUAUCUGCCAUGGGACA
Molecule: messenger RNA, 1617 nt
Organism: Gracilinanus agilis (Agile Gracile Mouse Opossum)
Lineage: Eukaryota; Metazoa; Chordata; Mammalia; Didelphimorphia; Didelphidae
Gene: SLC43A3
Product: solute carrier family 43 member 3
Exons: 12
Coding region: 1-1428 (475 amino acids)
Biological process (GO): transmembrane transport
Molecular function (GO): transmembrane transporter activity
Source: RefSeq, a predicted model, not a curated record